GAAAAGUUUUGCUCGGACGACCUCCUCUUGCUCCCAUCCCCUUCUCCGACCCUCGCCGCCGCCGCCGCCGCCGCCGCUGCCUCUGCUUCGCAGGCGCGGCCCAGGUAGCCCGAGCUCGACGCCCACCGGCGUCCCCUCCGGCCCCAGCUGCAGCAGCCCGCGGCCCGUCCGCCGCCCCGCCGGGCAGCCUCCACCGGCGUCUCCUCCUGCCCCAGCCGCAGCGGCCCGCGGCACCUUCGCCCUCCUCCUCCGGCGGACCUCCAUCAGCGCCCGCGCACAAGGAACAGGUGCCUGGAUUUUACCAGGCACAAGGAAACUGGGAAAUGAGUAAGCCGGAGAACAUGUUCUCGCUUCUUAAUCUGGAUGCCGAAGAUGAUGGAGGGAACGAUAGCCAAUUGACCCAAACAUCUUCUACCAGCGUACAAGAAACUGCUGCGAGCAAACCUGAUAAAUGUGUGCAAAAUGACACAACAAUAGUAAGCUGUAAUGGAGGAGCUCUUGCAUCAUCAUCUGGUGGUUACAGGAUGCCUUUAGUGUGGAUAGACUUGGAAAUGACUGGUUUGGAUAUUUUGAAAGAUCGGAUAUUGGAGAUAGCUUGCAUUGUAACCGAUGGUAAACUUACAAAACAAAUAGAGGGUCCUAACUUGGUUAUAAGUCAGAGCAAAGCUUGCUUAGAUAAUAUGAAUGAAUGGUGUAAAACCCAUCAUGCAUCUAGUGGAUUGACAGAGAGAGUACUACAGAGUGAGAUUUCUGAGGGUGACGCGGAGAAACAGGUGUUAGACUUCCUCAUGAAGCAUGUAGGUUCAGGCACUCCAUCAAUAGCUGGGAAUUCAGUUUACGUAGAUUUACUAUUUCUAAAGAAGUAUAUGCCACAGCUUGCAGCCAUCUUCUCUCACGUGAUUGUUGAUGUGAGCAGUAUCAUGGCUUUGUGCACCCGGUGGUACCCUAAAGAAAGGAAGCAAACUCCUAGGAAAGGGAAAAGUCACAGGGCGAUGGACGAUAUCAAAGAAAGCAUCGCCGAGCUGAAAUACUACAAGGCCAACAUCUUCAAACCGCAGAAAUCUAAAAAGUAGCCAUUUUCAAAGGCGACAUGGAUGGAGUGUAAUGAACAUGUUGGCUCAAGUUGAGCAUCGAAUGAGUAGCGCAGGAUUGGGAAGGUAGUUUGCCAACUUGUCCUCGCCUCGCUCAUAGCUCCUCCUAUGUUUGAGGCCAUCUAUGACAUAUUCUUUCCUCUCACUCUCACACCUGAAGCUGAAACUUGCAAGUGCGGUUUGAUAUGCAGCACUUGUACUGUAUUAAUGAAUCGUGUCGUCUAAAUUGAAGUAUUGCAGCACUUGUCUUGUAAUUUGAUACAAGUUGGGAGGUAUAUACUGGUUAAUUACUAGUGGGUGUCUAAGUUUGGAGAAGCACCAAAAAUAUGCCAUAGGGACAUUGUGAGCGCAAAUCCUGGGGAAUAUUUGUUUGGGAGCUA
Molecule: messenger RNA, 1471 nt
Organism: Hordeum vulgare subsp. vulgare (domesticated barley)
Lineage: Eukaryota; Viridiplantae; Streptophyta; Magnoliopsida; Poales; Poaceae
Product: oligoribonuclease-like
Exons: 9
Coding region: 324-1073 (249 amino acids)
Cellular component (GO): mitochondrion
Molecular function (GO): 3'-5'-RNA exonuclease activity; nucleic acid binding
Source: RefSeq, a predicted model, not a curated record